This is a messenger RNA of Arctia plantaginis, 1665 nucleotides long. Lineage: Eukaryota; Metazoa; Arthropoda; Insecta; Lepidoptera; Erebidae. The record is from the annotation of a GenBank genome assembly.
AUGUGUGAAAACACUGCAAAUAUUAUGGAAGAUAUAUUGGCUUGCAGAGUAUGCCUCGCUACAGGGGUAAAAUUGUAUAAUAUGUGCAAUUACAAUCUUAAAAAAGCAUAUGAAAAUCUAACAGGAAUCAAUGUGAUAAUACCAGAUAUCUACCCGCAAUAUCUCUGCAGUUACUGCCAACGUCUUCUUAUAAAGAGUAAUCGGUUUAAAGAGAGAUGUAUAGAGACUCAGGAACUGCUUAAGCAAGCAGCUAUGGAAGAACCAAUGUUAACAUUUGAUCAUGUACACGCUCUAUCUCUAUCCCUUUCUCCUGCACACUCCCUCUCCACUUCUGACGUCGACACUUCCACAACGUUGUACCCCGAAUUCGUAACACACAUAAAAGCCGAAGCAUUCGACAUCGUUUUAAAAGAAGAAUCAACAGACCACAGUGAUGAAGAACCAUUGGCCAAGAAAGCGAAAAAGAGAAAAAAAAAGAAAAUAGAAUAUUCUGAAUUUGAAAUUGGUGAUGACACUUUCGAAACGGUUACAAAGAAUAUUGAUUUUUCCGAAUUUGAAAAUGGUAAUUUCGAAAAGGAGAAGAACGUAGUAUUUUCAGAUUUCGAAUUUGAAACUGACACGUUUGAGACGGAGGAUUUUGAGACGAAUGCGGAAGAGAGUGUUGAGUUUUUAAAUAAAGAAGAUAUAGAAGUUGUAGUGUUGAGUAAAGAACAGCAGAUAGAAGAAAUAUUAGCAAGAAAAACCUCUUAUAACUAUAAUAAUUCAUUUUAUAAAUGUGAGUUGUGCUACAAAGGAUUUAUGACAGAUUCAACUUAUAAGAAUCACAUGUCAAGACAUGACCCAAACACAGGCCCCCAUGCUUGCGAGAUAUGCCACACAAGAUGGUCAGACCUCCGCUCCUUGAAAGCCCACAGCACUACAGCCCACGAAAGGAAAUACAUAUGCAAACUCUGUGCUCACACUUCAAAGUCCUGCCAUAGGGCUAAGGAACAUUUAAAAUGGCAUAAGGGUUACAAAUUUAACUGCAAAAUCUGUGGGGCCACCUUCUCUAAGUCCACAAGCCAUCUAACUCAUGUGAGGUUACAGCAUCCAUCUAAAUAUUGCUGUGAAAUUUGCGGAGAAAGUUUCAUUGGACAGAAUGGGUUAAAUAUGCACAAGAAGAAAGCUCAUAAAUUGUUUAAGUGUAACCGCACGUUCGCGCACGAGCGCUCGUUCGGCGUGCACUACCAGCGCGUGCACCUCGGCCUCAAGCUCAGGCCGCCGCGACACGAGCCGAGGCUCCGCGCGCACGUCGUCUGCGAGAUAUGUGGAAAGAAGUGCAUCUCAAAUGCCACCCUAAUUUAUCACCAAAGAAUACAUACUGGAGAGAAGCCCUUCCAAUGUAACCAGUGUCCGAAAAAAUUCAGUGUCUACCAGAGACUUCAGAUUCACACCAGGACUCACACCGGUGAGAGGCCCUUCAAGUGUUCUCACUGUCCAAAGGCUUUUAAACACAAAGCUGCAUUAAAUAGACAUGACAGGGUACACACCGGGAUCAAACCCUACCAAUGCUCCCAUUGUUCGAAAUCAUUCUCACAAUCGAACUCCAUGAAGCUCCACGUUAAGACUGUCCAUCUAAAAAUGCCAGCUCCCUACAGGAACAGGCGUAAUAAUAAAAUAGAAUAA